Hyaloperonospora brassicae is the source of this 2034-nucleotide messenger RNA. The record is from the annotation of a GenBank genome assembly. Lineage: Eukaryota; Oomycota; Peronosporomycetes; Peronosporales; Peronosporaceae.
AUGGCCGCGAGCUCUGCGCCCCCCGCGCGUCGUCCGCUCUCGUCGCACUCGUACGCGAACCUCCGCGACGUCACGUUCUCGCACCUGCACUGGGUCCUCUCGCUCGACUUCUCGAGCCAGACGCUGCACGGGUACGCCGAGUACACGUUCCGUCACGUGUCCACAACGGCGUCAACGGCUGUGGUCGUACUGGACACACACGACCUGACGAUCGCACAGACGUUCGCCGACGGCCACGAGACGCCGUUCACGCUCGAAGCGCCGGCGCACGCGAGUUUCGGCCAAGCGCUCGUCGUGACGGUGCCGCGCGAGGCGACGACCGUUCGCGUGCACUACACCACGUCGCGCGCCGCCAGCGGUCUCCAGUGGCUCAGCAAGGAGCUCACGGCCGGCAAGACGCACCCGUAUUUGUUCACCCAGUGCCAGGCCAUCCACGCGCGCUCGCUCGUGCCAUGUCCCGACACGCCGGCGUGCAAGUUCACCUACUCGGCCACAGUCACAGUGCCCGAGUGGUGCACGUGCCUCAUGAGUGCUAUUGCCGAUCCAGCAGGACCGCAGCACGUCGACCAGGAGCACCGGACGCACCAGGUGUCGUUCCAGCAGUCGGUGCCCAUUCCGAGCUACUUGCUCGCGAUUGUCGCAGGCAGACUCGAGAGUGUGGACUUGGGCCCGCGCAGUCGCGUGUGGGCCGAAGCUGCGGUCGUGACGAAAGCCGCGCACGAGUUUGCCCAGACGGAAGCGUUCUUGCAACACGCCGAGGCCAUUACGGGCCAAGAGUAUGUGUGGAAGCGCUACGACCUCGUGUGCCUCCCGCCGUCGUUCCCGUACGGCGGCAUGGAGAACCCGUGCUUGACGUUUGUAACGCCAACGUUGUUGGCGGGCGAUCGCUCGCUGGCUGACGUUGUGGCGCACGAGAUCUCGCACUCGUGGACGGGGAACCUCGUGACGAACCAUUCGUGGAACGACUUUUGGCUGAAUGAAGGGUGGACAAUGUGGCUGGAACGCAAGAUUCAAACGCGCAUUGCACAGGAUCCCAAGGCAUACGACCUCAAGGCUGCCAUGGGACUACGUGCCCUUGUGGAGGCAGUAGAGGAAUUUGGACCCGAGCACCCGUACACAGCGCUGGUACCAAACACGGACGGCAUUGAUCCGGAUGACGUCUUCUCGUCGAUUCCGUAUGAGAAGGGGUUUAACUUUUUGCACUACCUGUCGACGGUCGUUGGCGGUCACGAGGUGUUUGACAAAUUCGCGCAAGCGUAUAUUCAGGAGUUCAAGUUCAAGACAGUCACGUCAGGCGAAUUUCGUGCGUUUUUCGAAAAGUACUUUGCAGGGCAGCCAGCGGCACUGAGCAAAAUCGACUGGGACGCCUGGUACCACUCGCCAGGUAUGCCGCCUGUUGCAAACAAGUUUGACACGACUUUGACUAGCCAGGCGACGACAUUGGGCGAACAAAUGACUGCAAGUAGCGACCCUGACACGUGGACAGGCGCGAGCGAGGACGUACUGAAGAAGUGGCCGACUAGUCUGUGGAUCCUGCUGUUGGAUACACUGCUGUUGAAGCAACACGAUGGAACCUUCACGCCUGCGCACCUGGACGCAAUUGACUCCUAUACGCACCAUCAUUUGACGACCACGCAUAACUCGGAGCUGCGAUUCCGCUGGUACACACUAUUGCUUCGGUCGGGUGACCUGCGCUUGCUUGACAAGACCGUGGAAAUGCUGAAAGAGCAGGGUCGUAUGAAGUUUGUGCGGCCGCUCUUUCGUGACCUGUGCACAGCUCUGGGUGCUGCCCAAGCGGAGGCCGUCUUUGCGGAUUGCAAGAACCUGUACCACCCGAUUGCGGCGAAAAUGAUCCAGCGUGACAUUGAGAAUAGCAUCGCUAAAGCGAAAAAUAGGAAGGUCAAGUUUGCGUCGCCGACGACGCCAAGUGCGCUGGCGCAGUGGUUGGGCGUGUCGGACGAGGUCAUGGGGUACACUGCCGCUGCGGUUGCCAUUGCGACGGUGGCGCUUGUUGCCGUGUCCCGCAGGCGAUAG